ACAAACACAAAAUGCAAGCCUCCUCCUCUCUCUCUGUCAGUCGGUCAAUAAUUUCCAGCGCCAAAACAAUUUUGUAUAUUGAUAAGGAAACGUUAAAAUUUGUCGCACAAUCCUUUUCCAUAGAAUCGUACUAAAUCUCUCUCUCUCUCUCUCUCUCUCUCUAUAAAACUCACAUUGCACAGCACUGUGCUGCAAGUUUGCUUCGAGCUGUGUCUCUCUCCGGACAACAUUGCAAAGAUUCCCGAGAAAGUUCAAAACUUUCCCGGAAAAUUCAAAGGGUAUUUUCAUAUUUUUCUCACUGCCCAAAUAAGUAUCAAAGCUUGAAUCAGUGGCGGAGAAAAGUGACAAUGGAAGGUGGAAAAGGCGUGGGGGAGAAGAACGGAACAAACGAUGUUGUUUUGCAGAUUUUGGUCGGCGAAGAGCGCACAAGUUACAACAAUGAAACCAGAGACUUGAAUCUUCACCUGACGGAGCUUCAGAGCCUCAGAGUCUCCGGCUCUUCUUCGCCAGAAAUCCCAAGGCUGAGUCGUACGCCGCCGCCGGGGAAGCCGUGGAAAAUCCCAACCGAACCCACUUCCCUGCAAGCUCCGUUUUCGCGGUCGGUGUUCUCGAAGCCCAAGUCGAGGUUCGUGGAGCCGUUUCCCCAGUUGAAGUCAAUUGCUAAUGCCUCCAAUGUGGCAUCGCCAAGCUCCAAAAUCGCAGGCACAAAACCGAGAGACGCUCUGAGGUCCGCCUCGAUAACCCCACGAACACCGUUGGUCGACGGUGGCGAGGAGGACGAUGAUGAGGAGGUUUAUAAGACUGCAAAGCUAAAGGUGUGUGCGAAGUCCGGUAAGAAGAUAAAAAAGUUGGCAUUGACUGAGUUGGUUGCAUUUGUUUGCAUUGUUUUGUUUUUUAUUGCUGGCAUAACUGUACCCACGUUGGAAAAUAAGAUGUAUUUGGGGUUGGGAUUGUGGAAAUGGUGUGUCUUGGUGUUGGUUGUUUUGUGUGGUAGGUUGGUCACAGAAUGGUUUAUCAAUGUUCUGGUUUUCGUGAUUGAGUUGAACUUUUUGCUUAAGAAGAAUGUUUUGUAUUUUGUGUACGGGUUGAAGAGAAGUGUACAGAUUUUUAUUUGGUUGGGUUUGGUUCUUCUGGCAUGGGGUUUGUUGUUCGACAACGAAGGGAAGAGGUCAAGCAAAACCUCUAGGAUCCUAGGUUAUGUUACACGGGGUCUAGCUUCAUGCCUAAUUGGAGCGGCCAUAUGGCUGGGGAAGAAUUUGUUUGUCAAAGUAGUAGCUUCUUCAUUCCAAUGCAAUAGAUUCUUUGAUCGGAUUCAAGAAUCAAUCUUUCAUCAGUAUGUUCUCCGCACCCUUUCCGGGCCUCCACUGAUGGAAAUGGCAGAAAGAAUCGGGAGGGCCCCAAGUAGCGGUCGGUUGAGUUUCAAAAAUUUGAAGGGAGGGAAAAGGGAGGGGAAUGAAGGGGCCAAAGAGGAGGUGAUUGAUGUAGAAAAGCUCAAAAAAAUGAACCAAGAGAAAAUUUCUGCUUGGACCUUGAAAGGGUUGAUUAAUGUCGUAAGGAGUACAGGGUUAUCUACCAUCUCCGACUCACUUGAGAGUCUUGACGACGAGGAGUGUGAGCAGAAAGGUAAGGAGAUUACUAGUGAGUGGGAAGCAAAGGCUGUGGCUUAUGAUAUUUUCCUGAAUGUCGCCAAGAGUAACAAGUACAUUGAGGAAGAUGACCUCUUGCGCUUCAUGAAAAAGGAGGAGGUCGACAUUGUUUUACCUCUGUUUGAAGGGGCAGCAGAAACUGGCAAGAUCAAGAGAAAAGCUUUGAAGAACUGGCUGGUGAAUGUUUACCUUGAGCGCAAAUCACUGGCGCAUUCCUUAAAUGACACUAAAACAGCAAUAGAGGAGCUGAAUAGGCUUGCCUCAGGGUUUUUGCUUCUGGUGAUCAUUAUCGUGUGGCUACUUGUGAUGGGAUUUUUCACGACAAACAUGCUGGUCUUUAUAGCAUCUCAGCUUUUAACGCUGGCGUUUGUAUUUGGUAAUACUGCUAAAACUGUGUUUGAAGCGAUCAUAUUCGUCUUUGUGAUGCACCCUUUUGAUGUAGGGGACCGUUGUGUCGUUGAUGGAGUACAGCUUAUUGUUGAAGAGAUGAACAUAUUGACAACGGUCUUCUUAAGAUCUGACAACGAGAAAGUUUUCUAUCCAAAUUCAGUACUGGCUAGUAAACCCAUCAGCAACUUCUAUAGGAGCCCGGAGAUGGGUGAUUCUGUUGAUUUUACCAUUGACGUUUCUACGAAGGUUGAGACCAUUGUGGCUCUAAAAGCCAGAAUAAAAGAGUACUUGGACAGCAAGACUCAGCACUGGCGUCCUGCGCAUAGCGUGGUGGUUAAGGAUAUUGAGGACGUUAACAAAAUGAAAAUGGCUCUUUACGUUACACAUACCAUAAACUUUCAGAACUAUGGCGACAAGACCAGUCGGAGAUCAGAUUUGAUCUUCGAGCUGAAGAAAAUAUUUGAAGAUCUUGGUAUAAAAUAUCAUCUCCUGCCUCAAGAAGUUCAUCUCCGCUAUGUCGGAUCAUCCGCUGCAGAACUUCCACCCACAUGGCGGUGAUUGUUUCUGUGUAUGCUCACUGUUCUAAAAACCCCCGCCUAACGCCCGUUAGACAGUUGGCCACUGCCCUGAUUAAUGCUUAGGUGUUUGAAAAUUAAGAAAGGGCGCCUAGACUUACUGAGGCGCCCGCCUAAACCACCUAGGCACCCGCCUAACCCGCUUAAACCCACCUAGACACCUGUCUAGGUUGCGACUCACUUAGACAGAAAAUAGAUAACUUUCAUUUUACAUUUUAUUUUUUCAAUAAAUUGGAAGAGACUUGUUGAAUACUUAAAGGAACAUACAUUUUAUA
Molecule: messenger RNA, 2886 nt
Organism: Pyrus x bretschneideri (Chinese white pear)
Lineage: Eukaryota; Viridiplantae; Streptophyta; Magnoliopsida; Rosales; Rosaceae
Product: mechanosensitive ion channel protein 10
Exons: 5
Coding region: 348-2594 (748 amino acids)
Biological process (GO): detection of mechanical stimulus; transmembrane transport; monoatomic anion transport
Cellular component (GO): plasma membrane
Molecular function (GO): mechanosensitive monoatomic ion channel activity
Source: RefSeq, a predicted model, not a curated record